Molecule: messenger RNA, 1801 nt
Organism: Manduca sexta (tobacco hornworm)
Lineage: Eukaryota; Metazoa; Arthropoda; Insecta; Lepidoptera; Sphingidae
Exons: 13
Coding region: 227-1729 (500 amino acids)
Source: RefSeq, a predicted model, not a curated record
UAUUAACAUCAUUCUGUACCACUCAUUUGUUCUACUAUUUCAUAUUUACAUUCACGAUUCCCGGUAACUCGGAUCUUACGUAAUAAUGUUUAUAUUUCUACAUAAAGGUUAUUGAUAGUUCAUAGUAUGUUUUCAAAAUAUUCUAUUAUAAUUUUAUUGAAAACUCGACUGGAAGGGAGAGCUUCGCAGUUGGCAGUCGGAGGACUACUUUGGAACGUCGUGGAGGAUGGAGUUAAUAAUUCCUUUGUGUCUGGUUUUUAAAUUCUGUUUGGCGAGCUACCAUGAGCAAUAUAGAGUGCCUCAAGCUUCAUCGGAUAAAUGGGAAUCGUACGUUUUCAAUGAAAAGGAAUAUUUAAUACAAAAUUUGCCAGUAAAUUGGGAAAACGCGAAGAUAUUGUGCCGCGGCCACCACAACGGUUCCCUGGCCAUCUUGGACACGAGAGAUAAAGCAGAAUUCUUGGCCGAAGCACUUUCAGAGUCGCAGUUUUCUAUAGAAUCAGUAUGGGUUGGAGCCAGGAGAGAUUCCGCCGAAGAUCCAGAAGGGUACAGGUGGUUUCAUGGCGUGGAACUCAGGAGGACCGCGUUGGAUAUCCUCAGGAGUGAGGGAGACAGCAAUGUAGCUCGGCAUUAUCCUGUGUGGCUGAACAGGACCCAUGUCCCGGUGCCAGACGGGGGCGCUGACUGCGUCGCCCUGGAGAGAGUAUACCACGACAAGCCCGUGUUUCUGGACCUCCCCUGCAGCUUGGAGAGGCCAUUUGUGUGUGAGCGAGACUCUCACUACCAAAGCCCAGUAUCGGAGCUGAAGACCGUGCGCUGUAGAUCCGGGCUGUACCACGUGUAUGAUGGCUGGAUGAACUGGCACCAGGCAGCAGCCUACUGCGUGCUUCGGAAGAUGAGUUUAGCGAAUAUCGCGAGCAUGCGGUGUUUGAAGAAGCUUGGCAUGACUAUGCUCAAAACGAGACCCAGCAUAGAGAACGCAUGGGUAGGCGCAAAGGGAGCUCUGGGCAGAUGGACCUGGAUCGACUCCGGGCUGAGCAUCUUCCAGCCGCCGGUGUUGCUCGACGUGCAGCCGGAACAGUGGCCACCCAUGAGAGACAUAAGAUCAAUAAAGCAGAGCGGAUGCCUGCAGCUGGACCGGCACGCGUCGCACCCGCCAGUCUUCAUGGAAGCCAGGUGCGAGAGGAAGAUGCAGUUCAUCUGCUACCAAGGUCAAGAUGCAUUGAGAACUGGAGUAGCGCCACCUAGUGACGACGUGUAUUACUACGUACUCGUCCGCCAGUUAUUCUAUUGGCAACAUGCUUACGAAAACUGCUUGAAAUUAAAUGGCAUGCUUGCCAGCCUCGAUAAUAACGAUAUUUUGAUCCAAUUACUACUUCUGAUGGGAGAAAAUAAAGAACAACCUAUCGAGCACGUCUGGGUCUCUGGUCGCCUAAACAUGACAAAAGAUGUCGCCACAGAGGGUGUCUCCUACAGCUGGUUCAAUCCGAGUAACGGAAAACGGAUCCCUGACCAUAAAUCUGGUGACUCUACUCUUGGUUUGUAUAUGCCUCCCUGGUUGGAUGAAGAGUUCACAAUGGACUCUUCCUGCUUGAACCUGGACAGGCAGGACCAUUUGAGCGGCCUGGUCUAUGGGCUACCAUGCGAUACUCCACAGUAUUCUAUAUGUAUGAUUGAAAAGUCUUCUAAAGGGAAUGCAGAGAACAUUACAGAUGGAUAUGAAUCUCCAUAAUAUUAUACAAGAAUUCUCAGAAUACUGAUCAUUCUGACAAAAAAUUAUACAAAAUAAAAUAUGUAUAUACAA